Molecule: messenger RNA, 858 nt
Organism: Capsaspora owczarzaki ATCC 30864
Lineage: Eukaryota; Filasterea; Ministeriida; Capsasporidae
Exons: 3
Coding region: 1-858 (285 amino acids)
Biological process (GO): DNA repair
Cellular component (GO): nucleus; Smc5-Smc6 complex
Source: RefSeq, a predicted model, not a curated record
AUGACCCAGGUGCAAUCCAGCCGCCCGUCGCAGUACGACCCGAAUCAGGAUCCUGAAGAGGCUGCCAAGUUGCAGCAGUCGCUGCGUGCAUACAAUCGCAGAGCUCUCGACAUGGAACAGUCGACGAGCGACAGCUCAAGUGUCUCGACGCUUGAAGCGGCCCAGCAAGUGCGCCAGUUCCUCGAUGAGCUGGAUCUCUCCAAUCCCGACUCUGUGUCCUCCAGAAUCCACCAGCCAGCCGAGGCCAUCAUGGAGGCGGAGGCGAUCUGCGCUGUCGUCCGAUCAUCGCGCGCCAUCAGCAGAAACCUGCCCACUGGCCUGACGCGGAGGCUGACCGAGGGAGACUUUCUCGCCAAGGUUGUCACUUUCAUGAGCCCUCAAGGCUCGUUCCAUGUCAAUGCUGCCGGCGGCGGCGAUGACGAUGAUGAUGACGAUGUGCCCUCGCAGCAAUCCAAUGCCAACACACUCGACUGGACUCGGCUCGGCUCUGCAGCCGCACCUGUUUUCCGUCGCGUCCCUGCCAUGCGUGUGCUCCAUGGCCCGCUGUCGAUCAUUCCGCCCGUUCGCAAAGUCAUCAAUCGAGCUCGUGCGAGCCGCGAUCCUGACGAGAAGCCACACACAACCAAAGUGGUCGAUUCAACUUCAUUGGUCAAGUCCGAGGAAACAGACAUCCGCUCGCGCGAACUUUUGGCUAUUUUGCGGGGACUGGAAGAAGUGAACGUCUUCAAGUUUGUGUUGAAUCCAGCGUCGUUUUCUCAGUCUGUUGAAAAUCUAUUCUACCUCGCCUUCCUGGUUCGCGAUGGGCAUGUGGAAGUGUUCUUUGAUGAAGCGACCUCGAUGCCGAUGGUUGGUACGUGA